AAGAGUAUGAGGAACUCGCACUAGAGCUUCUGUAUUCUGAGAAGCUAAUUGUAUAGAUUCAAAAAUCGUAGGCCAGUUUUGUAAAACUUCAGACACAGCUAAGUACGACCGGUUAGCAAAAGGAAACGAAUAGGCUUCAAUAAACUAGAAAUGAAUUUCAACUAAAUAAAGAUGAAGACGCAUGAACAAGAAUAACAAUGUUAAAAACAGUAACGAUAUAAAGAUCAUUGCAAAGUUUACAAAUGGUACCUUCUUUGCGUAAACUGAAACUCCUCAUAAAUCGAAAAUGGCCAAUUACCUAGGAUGAAGACAUUGGUUUAAGAGUCUUUAUACAGAGUAAUUCCUGUUCAUUAAAAGAAACUGGGUUUGGGGAUUAAGAAACAUACCUUCACUACCAUCAUUUAAAGUCUCUAGUCUUUCGGCUAAAAGCUCCAAUUUUUUAGACAUUUCUUGAGAAAUAUCUCUUAAUUUACAUAUGGAAGCAUAUUCCUUUUCUUUUUCAGCAAUUCGACUGUUCAACAUGGUUGUAAGUGUCAAAAACAGAAAUCGACUCUCCAGGUAGAAAACAACAGCUCGUGAAGCAAUUCCUUUUUUAGGAGCCACAGACGAAAUGAAAUCCUUCUUUUGUUAAGAAUCUAUAACACAGAAGUAUAGGCUGCCCCUUCCAGCUUUAAUAAGACAUUGAAAACUCUAAUUGCCAGAAUUUAUCCAGAAGCAACUUGAUAUCACAACCUUGUUCAGUCUUUUUAAAUAAAAAAAAGAAAAUAAAAGAAGCCAAAAGGAAGAGUUGAAUCUCAUGAAGUAUACUUUUCGUUUUGCAUAAUGCUUUCUAUGCUUACUAGUGUUGAACAGUGUGUAUUUAAGCUGAUUUUUUUAUUGCUAAUUGUUGUAGUUAUUAUUUAAAAGCUUAACCUCUGUUAGAAUUUCUUUGAUGUACGAAAAUAAAAAUAAAAGAGGGACUUAUUAUGAAAGACCGGAUGUUAGUACAUGACAGCAGUAUCCAAGCUUUUCAGGACAUAGAAAGACGAAUGCUCAUAAUGAAUAUAACAUUCAUCUACUUCUGAUAAUGCAUCCUGUCCAAUAUAUCGAGGCUAAAACUAUCUUGACGAUGUCUGGUAGAUGAGUUGGCAUCAACAUUCAAAGUAAGGCUGUAUUUAAAAUCUCUUCUCUUCUCUUCUCUUCUCUUCUCUUCUCUUUUCUUUUCUUUUCUUUUCUUUUUUGCCUCGUCAAUACAAUGCGUUAGAAUUGGCUCAAAACCAAAGGUAUCUUCUGCUCAGCAUUCAUUCUCUCUAAGGCAUCUAUAUGCGGGCCGUGAGACAUCUCUCGUUCAUGUGUACUUUGUCUCAAUAUUCAGAAAGCCAUUUCUUCUAAAUAGAACAUAGGAUCUUUUGCACAAUUCAAUUCAACUGUACCCGAACUGAAACUAGAUGUUGGUUUAAUGCCUCAUACAUUAAAUAAAUGUGAGGAUCGCUCUCUUUAUUUUUCUUUAGUCAUUUGGAAGCUUCGAUAAUCGAAGAAAUUUCAUUUCGCUUUUUUCUGUUAAAUCAAUGGUCCCAGAGUACCGGCGAGAAGGCGCGAAUCAAAAUAUAAAAGAUGAGAUCUUCUUUUUUAUUUUGUAAAGGAAUAGUCUGAUUCCUUAUCAUUUUAUUCUUAAGCUCACCUUUUUCCUUAAAUUGCAAGUCGCAAUUGAUCCGUCUCCAUAAACCUAUAGAAACGACUUCCAUUCACAAUGAGCUGCCCUUUAAAUUCUACAACACUUGAAGAGAUUUGUAAGGAAGCUUCAAAGCCUGUGCUUGAAGCAACUGAAUACGAUGGUGAGAAGAGUGCCGAAAUGAACCAAGCUGUCAUUUAUGGCGUUUUGAAUGCCCUCAAUAAGAAAACACAAUCCUACAAAUGGGUUGUCAGUUCUACAUUGGUCCAAAAGUUACCGGAUGAUCAUCCUUCUCGAGGUGUGCAUGCCGCUCAUGCUGCUUGUUGGAAUGUCGAAAAAGAUGGAAUGACAACCAUAAAAGAAAGCGGACAAGCCAUUGAUGUGAUUCUUAGUAUCAUGUGGAUAUCCAUUUGAUUAUAGAACCAUGACGGCUUCUUCCUUCUUUUAACGUAUUUCAUUUCGCACAAUUUGUUUCACUGAAUUUUCCUUGACAGAUACUCAGCAACAUUAGAUAUCUUUAUGAAUGCUACGGUAUGAUACCCAUUUGUUGGCCGUAUCUUUUGUUUUCAGUCCAAUUGCUGAAUUUUUUUAAGAUCUUUUUAUUCAAUUAACAUGGGUUUCCAUUAAUCUUCUUCACUUUUUUAUUCAGUAGAUAUUACUAAGUGGAGUUUGACUAUAUAGAUAUAUAUCGCUCAACUGUAGCAAAGAGUGUUUUAAACCAAAGUAAUUUGAAUAAAACCAAUUUCUACUCA
Molecule: messenger RNA, 2403 nt
Organism: Schizosaccharomyces octosporus yFS286
Lineage: Eukaryota; Fungi; Ascomycota; Schizosaccharomycetes; Schizosaccharomycetales; Schizosaccharomycetaceae
Product: dynein light chain Dlc1
Exons: 3
Coding region: 1730-2065 (111 amino acids)
Biological process (GO): microtubule-based movement
Cellular component (GO): cytoplasmic dynein complex; cytoplasm
Molecular function (GO): dynein intermediate chain binding
Source: RefSeq, a predicted model, not a curated record